UGAAACCACACCUUCUUCCUCCACCUGUCGGUAAUCUACUUAGACACACACACACAUACAGACAUAUAUAUAUAUAGGAAAAUUUGGGCUACAGACACAUCUUGAUCCUUCUCUUCCUGCCCUUGGACAGAUAAAGGCCAGGCAGUGUGAGGGGAAGAGAUGUCGAAACACCAGGUAACCUCCGAGAAGCCAAGCUGUAAGACUGCAGGCAAAGGUGGUUUUUCACACGGCCAAGAGGAGAAGACACAAGAGAGCGCGGCCGGCGAUGGGGGUUCCCACCCUUCAGAUUAUUCUGGAGCUCUGUCAGCCAAAGGGCACGAGGAUUCGUGUGAAUGCCACGGUCCCGGCUAUGCGUCUCCUUUGGAUGCCAUGAGAGGCCCCCGUGAGAGGAUCAUCUACGUACCGUGUAUCUUAACCGACUCGGGGACCCAACAACCCGACUACUUGGCCACGGUAGACGUGGAUCCAGAAUCGCCAUGCUACUGCCAGGUGAUCCACCGCCUGCAGAUGCCCUACCUGAAUGAUGAGCUCCACCACACGGGCUGGAAUGCCUGCAGCAGCUGCUUCGGAGACACCACCAAGAAGCGCAACAAGCUAAUCCUCCCCUGCCUAGGCAAUUCUCGUGUUUAUGUGGUGGAUACGGGGACUGAUCCCCGGGCUCCGAGGUUGUUUAAAGUCAUUGAGCCCAGAGAGAUCAUUGAGAAAUGCAACUUAUCUUUCUUACAUACAUCUCACUGCCUGGGUAGCGGAGAGGUCAUGAUCAGCGGCAUCGGAGACGUAUUUGGCAACGGAAAAGGUGGGUUCGCCAUUCUGGACGCGGAGACCUUCGAAGUGAAAGGGACCUGGGAACGACCUGGCGACGCCGCCCCCCAAGGAUAUGACUUCUGGUACCAGCCGAGGCACAACAUCAUGAUCAGCACCGAAUGGGGAAUUCCCAAAUACUUUGUCAACGGGUUCAACGUGGAGGAUCUGGGGAAAGAGCGCUAUGGCCGUCGCCUGAACAUCUGGGACUGGACGACCCAUUGCCUCGUCAAAUCCAUUGACGUCGGGGUGGACGCUACCCCCCUCGAGGUCCGGUUCCUGCACAAUCCAGAUGCUGCCCACGGCAUGGUGGGCUGUGUGCUACAGAGCUCCAUCCAUCAUUUCUUCAAGGGAGAGGAUGGGUGCUGGGUGUCUGAGAAGGUGAUCCAGAUUCCGAACAAGAAAGUGUCCGGCUGGAUUCUUCCUGAAAUGCCAGCGUUCGUCGUGGACAUUCUCAUAUCAUUGGACGACCGAUUCCUCUACUUGAGCAACUGGAUGCAUGGUGAUGUCCGGCAGUAUGACAUCACCAACCCCCACUGCCCAAGGCUGGUCGGCCAGGUGUUCGUGGGCGGCAACAUCUUCAAGGGUGGGGUGGUGACCGUCCUUGAAGAUCCAGAGCUUGACUGCCAGCCAGAGCCCUUUGUGAUGCACGGAAAGCGGGUCUACGGAGGACCCAACAUGCUUCAGCUCAGCCUAGAUGGUCGCAGGCUUUACGUCACCAACUCUUUCUACACACAAUGGGACAAGCAGUUUUAUCCUCAGAUGGUGAGGGAGGGUUCAGUCAUGCUGCAGCUGGAUGUGGACACGGAGAAGGGCGGCCUCUGCGUGAACCCAGACUUCUUAGUGGAUUUCGGGAAGGAGCCGUUUGGCCCUGCCCGUGUUCACGAGAUGCGCUAUCCAGGGGGUGACUGCUCCUCCGACAUCUGGGUCUAGCACACUUUCGCGCCUUUUUCUUCCUAAGCUAUCUCCGCAGGAGCCGGCACGAUGCUCGGAAAGCACAGCUGGAUAAAGGGUUGCCUAUCUUGCUUCGCAGACGCUGCCGCUUUCAAUUCACAUUUUUGUGCUGAUCCCCAGAAUGAUCGCCGACUCUUUAACUCAGGGGCGCUCCCCCUGAUUCCCCCACACCAAAACUUCUUGCCCUGCAAUUUCAUGAGGUCGCAAGGCUCCUCUGCAUCAUUGGAGCACCCUCAAAAUUUGCCAAAUUGUUUUUAUCAAUGUUGCAACGCCAGAAAUGGACAUCCAGGGAAUUCCAGUCUCAUUCUUCAUUUCGGGGGUGGGAGAGGGUGUUAUGAUGGUUCCACAUAGGAUCCCAGGGUCAGUGAAUUGGUCCCCAGACCUUCUGGAAUUGCCCCCACAGGCUUUAGCUACAAUGGGUUGACUGCUGGCCCGUAUAAGGAUCCCUUGACCUACUCCUCUUGUGUUCUGAUGUAACCCUUCUGUACGCUGCGCCUACCGUGGAUGGGAUUCUGGGUGCACAAGAUUGCAAGACAAAAUGCUUUAUUCAAAUCCACGGAUGAGGCAUGUCCCAUGCAAAAUUCCCACUGACCUCCAAAAGGCUAGGGGCUUUGCUGCUUCCUUUUUCCUUCUUCCCUCCUUUGCUUUUCUUGCAGACCUUGUUUUAGGAAGGAAGUUCUUAAAUGGAGCUCCUUUUCCCUUUUCACGGAUGCUGCAGGACUCUCCCCUGGCAUCUCUGGCAGCAAGGAAAACCAUGCACGAAAGCCCACGGGCAUAAUAAAAGGGUGUUUCA
Messenger RNA from Pogona vitticeps (central bearded dragon), 2548 nucleotides. Lineage: Eukaryota; Metazoa; Chordata; Lepidosauria; Squamata; Agamidae. The record is from RefSeq and is a predicted model, not a curated record.